AUGAAAUUAUUAUUAUUGGCGCUUAUUUUAGUGCUCAGUAAUAUUAAUUUAAUAAGUGGUAAUGGUUUAGUUUGGCCACAUCCAAGAUUACCAUGUAGCCCAUAUGACGAAAGGGGUUGUAUAAAUACACAAAAAUGUAGUAGUACUGAUUGUGAUUCAUUUAAACGUAGAAUAUAUUUUGAUGUUGCUUAUAAUACAGCAUUUACAAUUUAUCAACAUACAAUUUUUAAAUACUAUUCUGCAAAUUAUUAUAAAGUUGAGUUAAUAGUUGGAGGUAAAGUUUAUUUUAUUCAUAAAUUUGGUCAAUUUAGAGGUGAUGAUUGUGAAUUUGAUGAAAUUAUUCCAGCUUUUUAUAAGAAAGUUCAAUUUUUAGAUUUAUCAACACCAAUUAAAGCAACAAUUCAAUUUUCAUUUGAUUUUUCAUCACAUCCAAAACAUGCAAACAUUUAUUAUUCCUGUAUAGAUGUUUGGUUAUUCGACUCUGCAUAUUACAAUUAUUGCCCAACUAAUAGUGGUGGUGGAAGUGGUAAUAGUGGUGGUAGUUGGUCAAGUGGUGGAAGUGGUAAUAGUGGUGGUGGUUGGUCAAGUGGUGGAAGUGGUAAUAGUGGUGGUAGUUGGUCAAGUGGUAAUAGUGGUGGUCAUUCUACAGGUGAUUGCCCAACAAGUAGCGGAGGUUGGACAUCUGGUAGUCACUCAAGUGGAUCAUGGUCAUCAGGUGGUGGUAGUGGUUCAUCAUCAGGAGGUCAAUCAAGUGGAUCUUGGUCUUCAGGAGGUGGUUCAUCUUCAGGAGGUCAUUCAAGUGGAUCUUGGUCUUCAGGAGGUGGUUCAUCUGCAGGAGGUGGUUCAUCUUCAGGAAGUCAUUCAAGUGGAUCUUGGUCAAGUGGUGGCUCAUCUUCAGGAGGUCAAUCAAGUGGAUCUUGGUCUUCAGGAGGUGGUUCAUCUUCGGGAGGUCAAUCAAGUGGAUCUUGGUCUUCAGGAGGUGGUUCAUCUUCAGGAAGUCAUUCAAGUGGAUCUUGGUCAAGUGGUGGCUCAUCUUCAGGAAGUCAUUCAAGUGGAUCUUGGUCAUCAGGUGGUAGCUCAUCAUCAAGUGGAAACAGCGGAUGGAUGACUGCUUCUGGGGGUAAUACUGGUGGAAAUACUGGUGGAAAUACUGGUGGAAAUACCGGUGGCCAAUCAAGUGGAAACAGCGGAUGGAUGACUGCUUCUGGUGGUAAUACUGGUGGUAAUACUGGUGGAAAUACCGGUGGUCAAUCAAGUGGAAACAGCGGAUGGAUGACUGCUUCUGGUGGUAAUACUGGUGGAAAUACUGGUGGAAAUACCGGUGGCCAAUCAAGUGGAAGCUCUUCAUCAGGUGGCAAUAGUGGUUGGUUAACAUCUUCUGGCAGUAAUAGUGGAAGUUCUUCGUCAGGUAGUAAUAGUGGUUGGUUAACAUCUUCUGGUAAUAGUGUAAGUUCUUCAUCAGGUGGUAAUAGUGGCUGGUUAACAUCUUCUGGUGGUAAUAGCGGAGGCAAUAGUGGAAGUUCUUCAUCAGGUGGCAAUAGUGGUUGGUUAACAUCUUCAGGUGGUAACAGUGGUGGUUCCUCAUCUUCAGGCAGCAAUAGUGGUGCCUCAUCUUCAGGUGACAAUACUGGAGGUAAUAGCGGUUGGUUGACAUCAUCUGGUGGUAAUACUGGAGGUAAUAGUGGUGCUGCAACCGGAGGAAAUAGUGGAGGUAACAGUGGUGCCUCAUCUUCAGGAGGUAAUAGUGGCGGUGCUUCAUCAUCUGGUGGCAAUACUGGAGGUAAUAGCGGUUGGUUGACAUCAUCUGGUGGUAAUACUGGAGGUAAUAGUGGUGCUGCAACCGGAGGAAAUAGUGGAGGUAACAGUGGUGCCUCAUCUUCAGGAGGUAAUAGUGGUUGGUUGACCGGCGGUGUUACUGGUGGCAAUAGUGGAGGUGCUACUGGAGGUAAUAGCGGUGGUGCUACUGGAGGUAAUAGUGGAGGUGCUACUGGAGGAAAUAGCGGUGGUGCUACUGGAGGCAAUAGCGGCGGUGCUUCAUCAUCUGGUGGCAAUAGUGGAGGUGCUACAGGAGGUAAUAGCGGUGGUGCUACUGGAGGCAAUAGCGGUGGUGCUACUGGAGGUAAUAGCGGUGGUGCUACUGGAGGCAAUAGUGGAGGUGCUACAGGUGGUAACAGUGGAGGUGCUACUGGAGGAAAUAGCGGCGGUGCUUCAUCAUCUGGUGGCAAUACUGGAGGUAAUAGCGGCGGUGCUACUGGAGGUAAUAGCGGCGGUGCUACUGGAGGCAAUAGUGGAGGUGCUACAGGUGGUAACAGUGGAGGUGCUACUGGAGGAAAUAGUGGAGGUAACAGUGGUGCCUCAUCUUCAGGAGGUAAUAGCGGUUGGUUAACAGGUGGUGCUACUGGUGGUAAUAGUGGAGGUGCUACUGGAGGAAAUAGUGGCGCUGCAACCGGAGGAAAUAGUGGUGCUACUGGUGGUAAUAGUGGAGGAAAUAGUGGCGCUGCAACCGGAGGAAAUAUUGGAGGUGCUUCAAGUGGUUCCAGUUCUUCAGGAGGUAAUAGCGGUUGGUUAACAGGAGGCGCUACUGGAGGUAAUAGUGGCGGUGCUACUGGAGGUAAUAGUGGCGGUGCUACUGGAGGUAAUAGUGGCGGUGCUACUGGAGGUAAUAGUGGAGGUGCUACUGGAGGUAAUAGUGGAGGUGCUACUGGUGGUAAUAGUGGUGCUGCAACUGGAGCAAAUAGUGGUGCUGCAACUGGAGCAAAUAGUGGCGCUGCAACUGGAGCAAAUAGUGGUGCUGCAACUGGUGCAAAUAGUGGAAACAAUGCCGCUGUAACUGGUGCUGCAAAUGGAAAUAAUGGCGCUGCAGCUGGAGCAAAUAGUGGUGCCGCAACUGCUGCAAAUAGUGGUGCCGCAACUGCUGCAAAUAGUGGUGCCGCAACUGCUGCAAAUAGAGGAAACAAUGCCGCUGCAACUGGUGCUGCAAAUGGAAAUAAUGGCGCUGCAGCUGGAGCAAAUAGUGGUGCCGCAACUGCUGCAAAUAGUGGUGCUGCAAAUAGUGGUGCUGCAACUGCUGCAAAUAGUGGUGCUGCAGCUGGAGCAAAUAGUGGUGCUGCAACUGCUGCAAAUAGUGGCGCUGCAACUGCUGCAAGUGGUGGAAAUGGUGCAAGUGGUGCUGCAAACCCUGGUUCAAUAGUAACUCCAAAUGAUCAAAAUGUUUCUCCAUUAUCGAACUCUGAUGCUGCAGCAACCGCAGCAUCAACUACAGGCAGAAACCCAAGAAAUCCAACAAGUAGAGCUCCAACGGUCACACCAACGCCAACCUCUUCAGCUGAAGAACCAGCUGCUGGUGGCGAAGAUUCAAGUGCAAUCUCCAAAUAUAGUAUUCAAUCAUUUGGUAUCUUUGUUUUAUCAAUGAUAAUAUAUUUAGUAAUUUAA
Molecule: messenger RNA, 3432 nt
Organism: Dictyostelium discoideum AX4
Lineage: Eukaryota; Evosea; Eumycetozoa; Dictyosteliales; Dictyosteliaceae
Exons: 2
Coding region: 1-3432 (1143 amino acids)
Cellular component (GO): membrane
Source: RefSeq, a predicted model, not a curated record